This is a messenger RNA of Aspergillus bombycis, 1467 nucleotides long. RefSeq names its product T6SS phospholipase effector Tle1-like catalytic domain-containing protein. The transcript has 3 exons. The record is from RefSeq and is a predicted model, not a curated record. Bases 1 to 1467 code for a protein of 488 amino acids. Lineage: Eukaryota; Fungi; Ascomycota; Eurotiomycetes; Eurotiales; Aspergillaceae.
AUGCCACACGCAACAAGUGAAACCGAUGCCUCUGCGGACAACCCACGUCGGAUUGUCUUGUGCUUCGACGGCACAGGCAAUCAGUUCCAAGGAAAUGAAUCAGACACAAAUAUCAUGAAGAUUUAUCAAAUGCUGGAUCGGCACGCGCCAGGUCAAUUUCACUAUUAUCAACCGGGCAUCGGGACCUACGUCAAAGGGCAGUCGUCCAGUUCUGGACUGGUUCGAUUCUGGCCCAAGAUCAAAUCCAAAAUCAUCAGUGCUGUUGAUCAAGCAGUUGGCUCCUCGUUUAGCGAUCAUGUCCUUGCCGGCUAUCGUUUUCUCAUGCGCUACUAUUCUGAAGGUGAUCAUAUCUAUAUCUUUGGAUUCUCCCGCGGCGCUUACACUGCACGGUUCCUCGCGGAGAUGGUCCAUGAAUUGGGUCUCCUAUCCAGGGGAAAUGAGGAAAUGGUUCACUUCGCCUGGGAGACGUUCAGCAACUAUGAACAAUCCCGCGGGAAUGACCCUCAGACCGAAAAGGAUCGGGAGCUGAACGAGUUCAUGAAGAAGUUCAAGACCACUUUUUGCCGACUGGGCGUGGGCAUACACUUCCUUGGUUUGUUCGACUGUGUCAAUAGUGUAGGUCAGUUUGAAAUCCCCCUUUUUCGCACGUCGUACCGAUACAUUGCGACGCCAGCCGCAAGAUACAUUCGACAUGCGGUGUCUAUCCAUGAGAGACGGCUGAAGUUUAAGCCCGCCCUCUACAUGAUGGAUAAGAAUGGUCUUGACUCCGACUUCAAGGAAGUGUGGUUUGCAGGAAACCACAGCGACGUGGGCGGUGGCUACAAUCUUCAGAAAGGCCAGAAACAUUUGCUUUCCGAUACGCCAUUGAAUUGGAUGGUCCAGGAAGUCCUGCACCUGGAGGGCUCGGAAAGUAAGCUGGAAUUUCAAACGACUAAUGUCGAAGAUGUUCUGAGAGCUGAAAGUGUCUUUCCUGGGAAGGAGGAGCCGGGGACCAAUGCAUGGGAAGUGAGACAUCGCACCAAUCAGCCCCAUGAUUGUCUCUGGUUUGGACAUGCAUCUGCAUUCCUGAUGGUUCUCUUUUGGUGGAUCCUAGAGAUACUCCCCAUCUUCACGCGAUUAGAGCUGGAGAAAGAAGAAUGGGUUCCUCGAAGGUUCCCACCCAACUUGGGAGCCCCGCGGGAUAUCCCAAAGGAAGCCAAGAUUCAUUCGAGUGUGAACGAGAUGGUCAAAGCUGGGAUUCUAGACAAGGAGUCCAUCCCCAAGAAGGGUGGCGACAAUCCCAACCUGCCCAACCCCGCCAGUGUUGUAUCGACUUUGAAGAGGGCCAGGAAAAGUCUGGCGCGCCCCAAACCACCUCCCGAGGGUCCCGUAGCUGAAACCCUUGAUAAUGAUGAGGGCAAAGUACACGAGACUGGAUCAGUGAAGGGAAUCAAUGGUGUGAAUGGACUAAAUGGAGUAAAUGCCUGA